Molecule: messenger RNA, 1628 nt
Organism: Populus nigra (black poplar)
Lineage: Eukaryota; Viridiplantae; Streptophyta; Magnoliopsida; Malpighiales; Salicaceae
Product: protein EXORDIUM-like 7
Exons: 1
Coding region: 156-1166 (336 amino acids)
Source: RefSeq, a predicted model, not a curated record
AAAUAAUAAGAAAUGAAGAAUCUCACCAAGUCACCUACCUCUCUUCCUCCCCCUCAAUAGACCUUCUGAUCUUUUAUAUAAGAACUUUCUUCAACUGUCAAAACCCACAAAACUAGAGACUAGAGAGCUUCUUUUUUUCUUUUUCAUAGAACAGAAUGCAUAAGAAGCUUAGGCAAUGCCAUGUUCUCUUGCUUUCUCUGUUUUGUUCGUCUUCUUUGGCCUCUUCAUUGAGCCAAGUUAACCUAUUCAACCAAGCCAAGAACUAUGAGGGCUCCUCUGAUUUAGUAGACCUUCAGUACCACAUGGGGCCUGUUCUGGCUGGACCUGUCAACUUGUACAUUAUCUGGUAUGGUCGAUGGAACCGAAACCACCAAGCUACUAUUAGAGAUUUCAUCUAUUCCCUCUCUUAUUCAUCUCCUUACCCUUCUGUUUCUGAUUGGUGGAGGACAGUCCGUCUUUAUACAGACCAAACAGGAUCGAAUGUCACUGGAAACAUUGUCCUGUCAGGGGAGUUCUAUGACUAUAGAUACUCUCAUGGUCGUUAUCUAAGUCGUUUGGCGAUGCAAUCCAUCAUCAAAUCUGCAGUCACUGCCCAUCCAAGAGCUUUACCUCUCAAUCCUCACAAUGGUCUCUACUUAGUGCUGACUUCUGGUGAUGUUCAAGUUCAAGAUUUCUGUAGAGCAGUUUGUGGUUUUCACUACUUCACAUUUCCGACCAUAGUUGGUGUCACUGUGCCUUAUGCCUGGGUUGGUUAUAGCGGAACUCAAUGUCCUGGUAUGUGUGCUUAUCCAUUUGCAUGGCCUAAGUAUUCAGGGAAGCCACCGCCAAGCACUAACGGAGGCAACAACAUAAUGAGAGCCCCAAACGGAGAUCCUGGUGUAGACGGAAUGAUCAGUGUGCUUGCUCAUGAGUUAGCAGAAGUGUCAAGUAAUCCAUUUAUCAAUGCAUGGUAUGCAGGAGAUGACCCUACCUCGCCAACCGAGAUAGCAGAUUUAUGCCUGGGCGUGUAUGGGACUGGUGGGGGUGGAGGUUUUGUGGGGAAAGUGAAUAAAGAUUCUUGGGGAGAUGGGUACAAUGUGAACGGAGUGAAAGGGAGGAGGUUCCUGGUGCAAUGGGUAUGGAACCCUGUGAAAAGGAGAUGCUUUGGGCCCAAUGCCAUUGAUUAGAAGUGUGCUAAAUGUCCAUGAUUUCCAAUAAUUUCCAGCUCUUCCCCUUGCUUUUGACAUCUGGAAAGGCAGGAUAAGGCUUUGAGUGCAGAGCAUGCACGGGAAUCUGACGAGCAAGCAGGCAAGAUAGGCCUGCUUUGAUGAUAGAUAUCCGCUUAUCAGAGACAAGAUACUUCGCUUGUUGGAUGCAUAGCUACGAAACAUAUCACUAUUUUAACUUUUUAAGGCAUUGUUUGGAAAACCUAAAGUUUAAAUGAGGCGUAACACAUUUUUUUUUCUUUUUGCCUUUAGAAUGUUGACCUCGUUUAAAGGCAUCAUCUAAUGAUCAAAAGGUCAAUCUGCCUCUCAAACAAGUCUGUAAUUGUAAUGCCUUCUCCACUCAUUUGUAAUUGUCUUCCUACAAGAUCGAGUGAUCCCUGGUUGAUUUUCAGUGUUAAUAAAGGGCUCAAAUCAUGGAUUCAA